AUGCUCUUCCUCCUACCAACUGCCGAUGAGUCUCCAAUACAUGACUUGAAGAAGGGAAGGCGCUACAUGGCGCCAAUGUAUGUAGGAUGGUUGGCGCAGGCGAUGUGCGUCUCGCGCGCGUGGUACAGCACCGCUCUUCACACCUGUGAGCUGUGGGGAAUAUUGCUCGCGUCGGCGAGGCAGCUACCAGCAUGGUCGACAUUUCUAAGGCGUGCGCACGCUGCGCCCCUCAGGAUAUCUUAUUGGAAUACGUUGCACUGGCCCGACCUCGACGCACUCUUGGACAAGGCGUCCGCUGUCUACGCCGGGCCAUCCGGUCGCCCGCGCAAUUGGACUUUGUACCUGCAAGGGCGCCGCAUGCCGCACCUGGAGAUUCUGUCUCUAGAGGCCGCCUAUAACCUUUCCCCCGAUCGACCUUUACCCUCGUGCAUCUCCCCACUCUACGCCCCGCGCAUCCGACACAUCAGGCUAUAUACUCCGCUCGUUGUCAAGGCUGGCGACGUCGAAAGCGCCGCAUUGUCUAACUUCACUGUUGAGCAGAUGGUGGCCUUUUUGUCCGAGCUUCCCACUCUCCGCCAUGUCGAGCUGAGCCAACCGUGCUUCGUGGGCGGGGUCGAUUGGACGCAUAUGUUCACGCAGGCGGGCUCGCGCGCGUUGACUCUACCACGGGUCGGUCAUGGCCGCCAUUGGGAGCGCCUGAAGGUUUUGACGAUCCAUUGCCGGCGCGGAGAAAGUUAUCCGCUAACUUCUGACGCCGUCCCUGUCUCUACACCGCAAGUCAUCUCCGUAGACCUCGCAGGCCCCCUCCUUCUCGCUGCUCCUCGUGCCCGCGACCUACGCAUACAAAACAUCUACCUCCGCGAUCUACUCCGCAUGCUACACGGCAUGCCAGCUCUUAAAGAUCUUAACGUCGUGUCGUUGCGGGGUUGUACCAUCUGGGACUUCGCCGAAAGCAUGCCCUCAAACCCCGUGCCGCUAUCCGAACUCCUCAAACUUACCUUGACGGUCGGCGUUCAUCGUGGCUCCUUGGAGUUACUGGCUUCCAUUCAAGCUGAAAAGCUCGCGGAACUCUCCUUCACAUGCGAUGCAUCCGCCCCUCCAAACCAUCAGGCCUUGCUGUGCGUAGCAGAACUGCUCGACGACGCUUUGCCUGGCGACCUUGCGGCUCUACGUAGUGCCAUGGAAGACGCACGCACGGGUCUUCGGUCAGCGGGGUACGCCGGCAUAGUCACCGCUCUCAACACGGAGGUUGAAGCGGCGUAUCUGUGGGACGGAAGCUCGUAUUUGCUAGCGCCCAACGCACUCGAUGUCUAUAGAUCCGCCGCUGAAGUAGUGAGGGACAUGGCGUUGGCCGCGCAUGCGCAAGACCCCCAAUUACACGUCGGCCAUCAAGUUCACGACAUCGUUCUGUAUGCGCUUCGCGCAAUGGCCCUUGAUCUGAAGGCGGUGGCCUCCUCGCGACUCAAGAUCACCACGUGCUUCAGGUCGAUUCACUUCGACGUCGAAGUCAACAAAUUCGAAGACGAGACGGUGCGCAAAAUUCGCUGCGUCAUGGUCGGGCCGACUUUCACUUCUCCUAACGCCGCCUUACCGCCACAACUCCCUCCGUUGGACUCCGUCGCAUAUGGUACCUCACGAAUUCUUCACGGUCUGGCCGUGUUGCCUAUUCGCGAGAUUCUUGUGUACAACUAUGGUCGCGGACCUUUUGAAACCUUGAAGCACUCGGAUGUAGAUCUUGUGGAGCUCUCGCAUACGUUGGCGCAAUAUUCGUCUGUCAAGACUCUCGUCAUCGAGAUUUUCGGUUCUUCAGUACACGCUGGGCUGCUCCGCGCCAUCUCCAACCCCCAAGCGUUGCCAUCGCUCUCCCACCUGUCCGUAGUUCACCCGACGUCGGAUCGGAUAGCGUCUGACCAGCACCUCUAUUCAUACCACGACUGGUGGGAUGAACUUGAGGCCAUGUUGCGGCGCCGCUGGGGGGCUGGCCGCUCUCUUUCACUCUCGGUGACAGGUCCCUUCUGUCUAGAACGCCAUUGGAGCACGCGCUGUGCAUCUGUCGUCCACAGUUUAUUCGUAGACGUUCUUUGUGAGCAGCGUGUCGGCAUGGAUUGUACACAUAGAUAUCAAGAAUAA
Peniophora sp. CBMAI 1063 is the source of this 2130-nucleotide messenger RNA. Lineage: Eukaryota; Fungi; Basidiomycota; Agaricomycetes; Russulales; Peniophoraceae. The record is from the annotation of a GenBank genome assembly.